Selaginella moellendorffii is the source of this 2030-nucleotide messenger RNA. Its product is annotated as CBL-interacting protein kinase 32. Gene Ontology annotation, molecular function: protein kinase activity; ATP binding. The record is from RefSeq and is a predicted model, not a curated record. The transcript has 12 exons. Gene Ontology annotation, biological process: protein phosphorylation; signal transduction. NCBI's taxonomy places the organism in Eukaryota, Viridiplantae, Streptophyta, Lycopodiopsida, Selaginellales, Selaginellaceae. Bases 469 to 1833 code for a protein of 454 amino acids.
UUGUGGUGUCCGCAUCUUUUCUUUUCUCCCCGUCAAGAACUAGGCAAGAGCUUCGUGCGAAGCUCUUAGCAACCGCCACGGAUCAUCGAUCGAUAGGUAAGGGUCGAUAUCGAUCAUCGACGCGAGGGUCUCUCUUCGUGGCGGCAGCGCCGUCUAUUUCGCGGCUAGAAGUGAUCUCUUGGCAGCCGUUGCGCUAGCUCGAUUUGUCACCGACAAUCCCAAUCGAGAGCAAUCGCGGCUUGGAAUCACCGUAAUAUUUCUUCCUCUCCCCCUUUCUUGUGAGGUCGUGGCGCCGUAGAGCUGGAGGUGAUCGAUACAGCAUGGUGAAGUUCGUCAAGAAGAAGUCGAGGGUGAGGCGGCCGAGUGCUCGCAAACGCGAGAGCCGCAAGGUUUACAGAUAGAUGGAAUAAUCUGCGCGUUGCCUCGCGAUCGAUCGCUGGUCGAGGGACAAGAGCAAGGGAGGGAGGGAUGGAUCCCACCGUAGUGAGGAUGGGGCUCAAGAACGUAUCGCCGCCCAGGAAGAGCGCCUCCCCGAGCCGGAUUGGCAAGUUCGAGCUGGGGAGGACGCUGGGAGAAGGCACAUUUGCCAAGGUGAGGUUUGCGAGGAACGUCGAGACUGGCGAACACGUUGCCGUCAAGGUGCUUGACAAGGAGAAGAUCCUCAAGCACAGGAUGGUCGAACAGAUCAAACGAGAAAUUUCGACGAUGAAGAUGGUGAAGCACCCAAACAUUGUACAGCUUCAUGAGGUUCUGGCCAGCAAGACGAAAAUCUACCUCGUACUCGAGUUCGUUGAAGGUGGUGAGCUCUUUGGCAAAAUUGUGAAGCACGGCAGGCUCAAAGAGUCUUAUGCCAGGAGGUACUUCCAGCAGCUUAUAAAUGCCGUAGAUUACUGCCACAGUCUCGGCGUCUACCACCGGGACCUCAAGCCUGAGAAUCUGCUCCUAGACUCAAAUGGCAAUUUGAAGGUGUCCGAUUUCGGACUCAGCGCGUUGCCUCAACAGUUUCGGGCUGACGGCUUGCUGCACACAACAUGUGGGACACCCAACUAUGUUGCACCAGAAGUUAUUAGCAACAAGGGGUAUGAUGGUGCUCCAGCGGAUUUGUGGUCAUGCGGGGUCAUUCUUUAUGUCCUAAUGGCCGGGUUCUUGCCGUUCGAGGAUUCAAAUAUUAUGAACCUGUACAGAAAGAUCUUUCGGGCCGAGUUUAAAGUUCCAUCGUGGUUUAGCCCCGGUGUUCGUAAGCUGCUCGCGCAGUUGCUACAUCCAAAUCCGAAAAAGCGCAUCACAAUACCGCAAAUUCUGGAAAACGAAUGGUUUAAGAAGGACUACAAGCCCGCAAAGCUUCACCACGAGGAAGAUGUGGUUGUAGGGGACGUGGAGAGCAUUUUCAACGAAUCAGGGGAGCACACCGGCGCCGGCUCCUCGGCAAAGCCAGGCUUGAUCAAUGCGUUCGAGCUUAUCUCCAUGUCAUCGGGACUCGACCUCUCUGGCCUGUUCGAGAAGCAACAGGAACCUGUAAAGCAAGAGACUAGAUUUACGUCGAUGCAUUCCGCAAAGGAGAUCAUCUCGAAGAUAGAGGAGACCGCCAAGCCGCUCGGACUGGAUGUCCAACAAAAGCAAAACUUCAAGAUGAAGCUACGAAAGUCGAGCUCGCUGGGAAAGAGCUUCUUGUCCAUCUCCACGGAGGUGUUUGAAGUGAGCCCGGAACUCUACAUGGUGGAGCUGAGGAAGUCAGAGGGCGACACACUCGAGUACCGCACGUUUUACAAGAGCUUGUCCUCGAGCUUGAAGGACAUCAUCUGGUCAUCAGACGACGAUUUGCUGGCGACUUGAAAGCCACGCUCGGUUCUUUUUUCGUGUUUUUCAUCUUCUUCCUCCUUUUUUUGCGCGAAGGGUCGUCACUUUGUACCAUAGCCGGAUCGAAAAAAGAUCGUCAAAAGAUCGUCAAAAGAUUCAUUUUGUCGAGAAAGGAAGAUACACACACAACACAUAUACUGUAAAAAGAGAAAAUAUAUUCCUUUUUUUUCUGA